AUCAAUAGACGGAAGUAACGGUAUACUUUGGGUUUAUCCAGCAUAUUUUGAAAUUCUGAAUGGCCAAACCACCGAAAUGAAUGUUAUUUUUCAGCCUAUGAAGUGUGGAUUGUUCAGUGAAACACUCUACUUGCUGACUGAUAAGAAUACUUACCAACAAUUGGAAAUAAUUGGUGAUGGAAUAGCUUUUAACAAAAAACUUAUAAGUGUAGAUGUACCAAAUCAUUCAAAAGAUAUAGAAAGUAAACCAGGACAUCGUAUAUUUUUGGGAUAUAUUGAAAAUACUGAUCCAAUAACUAUGACGUUACGUUUAAAAAACAAUAGCGGGCUGCUUUUGAAAUACAAAUUUAAAUGCGUGGAAAAAAAUGACGACAUCGCUUUUGACAUGUCGGACUGGAUACAAACAAAUUAUGAGAAUCAGGUUUUGGCACCUUACGGCACUAGUGAAGUUAUUUUUCAGAUAACUCCUUUAAAAUGUUGCACAGGCGAUUAUUGCAAUACUUCAUUGAGGUUGUUUAUUAAAGACGUACCCAUUACUAGCUUAGAGGAAAAUGAAGAAUUUGUCAUCGAAACUCAAAAUAGGUCGCUGCGGGAAUUAGUUGAAGACGUAUUGGUAAAGUAAAUAUAAUUUGCAUUUUUGUUUGCUUUUUUUUUAUUAUUUUCGUUAUACUUAUAAUAGAGCUGGAAUAUUUUGAAGCCUAUAACGAAAAAGUACGUUUGCGAAAGAAGACACGUUGUAGAC
Messenger RNA from Sitophilus oryzae (rice weevil), 742 nucleotides. RefSeq lists its product as uncharacterized. The record is from RefSeq and is a predicted model, not a curated record. Bases 77 to 622 code for a protein of 181 amino acids. NCBI's taxonomy places the organism in Eukaryota, Metazoa, Arthropoda, Insecta, Coleoptera, Curculionidae. The transcript is spliced from 4 exons.